Molecule: messenger RNA, 153 nt
Organism: Pyricularia oryzae 70-15
Lineage: Eukaryota; Fungi; Ascomycota; Sordariomycetes; Magnaporthales; Pyriculariaceae
Exons: 1
Coding region: 1-153 (50 amino acids)
Source: RefSeq, a predicted model, not a curated record
AUGGACGAGGCCGUGGAAAAGGGACCUGACAGUGACGACAGGUGGAACGAACAAUUGGGGCCAGACUUUGGAGCAAAAGUCUGGGGGUCUGAGGGUCUCAAGGAAGUUUGGUCAAAUGAUAGUUAUGAUGAUGGUUACCAUGGUACAACCUGA